UAAUUGUUUUUACGCAAACUGGUUCCAACUUCUCAAAUGUUAACAUAUGUUGAUUUAUUAGUCGUCUGUGAUAAAAAGUUGAAUAUCUUUUGGUUGUUCGAAUCUUUGUCAGACAAAAACAAGCAGUUUGAAUACUCUGGGAACUUGUGAUGGGCAUUUCUCCCAAAUUUCUGACAUUUUAUAGACUAAAUUAUUAAUCGAUUAACUGAGAACUGUCAGAUUAAUCCAUAGCCCUAGGUAAUAUGUAAGAGAAUGUGGGGUAAUAGACGCAUAAUGUACAAUUUUUAAUUUCUGCAUUUACAUGCAGUGGAGUGGAUGUUUUGUCUCUUUUGUCUAUAGGAUUUCUUCAUUGAUAGAACCUUUUUAUUAUUUUUGUUCGUGAUUUUCAGCACAAUUUGGCUUUUUAAAUGGUGUGUGGAAAUGCCUGUCCCAGUGCACACAUUGCUGAUUUUUAUUAUUAUACAUACACAGUAGAUGCAUCUUUUUUGAAAGUGUAUGUAGUUUUUCAGUUUCUUUUUUUCCUUCAUCGUGAUUUUCUAUUAUUUUCUAUUUUAUGUUUAGAAAGACAUGUUUUAUGUCUUGGAGUAAUAACUGUUUCCAGCAUGAUUUGUUGUUUGUAAUAGUACCAGUAAUAAUGUACGUUUCUGUGCAUUUUACGUAUAUAUUUAUGCAUACAUAAAGUUUUUUUUCUCAGUUUUUAUGAUUUUAAUUAGUUUAGUUGUCAUUUAUAGUGGUUGAUCUAUUCAGUUUUUAACAUGCAGUGUGCACAUACAAAAUUCUUCUGUAGGACUUAGUAGAGCUUAUGUGUACAUGUGCAUACAUUUAUAAUUUUUGUAAAGAUUGGACAGAGCUAAAUGGAUGUAAUUUUGUUUUUUUUUCUCUUGUAUGUGCAUGUGCGUGCCUACAUUCCCUCACGCCUGACAGCAGACCACAGACUCCGAGGCAGUGACCGGACAUUUCUAGAUAAUUAUCCUGUAAAAGAUAAAGACACACCCGAUUUCACUUCUGUGGACAGAGAGGAGGUAAACACCGUGGAGGAGGUGGUGGUGGUGGUGGUGAUGGUUGAAAGUCAUUUUAAUAAUUUGGAAAUGUCUAUUUCCCCUCCGCUCUGUCUCAGCCUUAGGAUUUGUCUUUUUAGAUCUUAUUCACAGUCCCAGUUUAUGUGUCUGUGUGAGACAGAAAGGGAGAAUUUGAAAAUAACUUUGUCCUGUUUAUUUGGUGGUUCCACCGGAGAUGAUGAGGUCUGAUUCCACCCUCUGCAGCUGUGUGUACACACACACACACACACACACACACACACACACACUGACUCCUCUCAUUUUCUGUCCACUCUCAAUCCAUCUACGCCCGUCCUCCCUGCAGUCCAUCUGUCAUCCCAGACUUCUCUCUCUGAUGACAGUCCUUGCUCUGUUCCACCACUUCUGUCUCUCAGGAAUGUCAUUUUUCAUUUCUGUUGGGUUUAUAUGGUUUUAAGGGCACUCAGCUCCCCUUCAUUCCCUCUUUUUUCUUUUUUUAUCACUCCCUCUCUGUUCUUUCACCUCCUCCUCUUCAUAUUCUCUCACUCGUCUCACCAUUAUCUCUCCAGACAAAACCUCCUAAAGUUGCAGAUGUGCAGAGGAAAGAAAAACAAAAUGGGCAGAGCAUUAAUUCCUGGCAUUUGGGACUCGCCCUUUCGGCCAGGACAAAAUGAACCGCGGUCAGUUUGGUUUGGUCAGUGUUAUUCAUGCCUUUCAAAGUGACCACAAGUACCAGGCCGCUUUGAAGAAAAGAGUACACAAACACGGGCUGGCGCAGGGCACAACCUCACUACUAUAUUUGAGUCAUUUCUUCCCUCCAAAACCUUUUGGUUUAAACACACACAUGCACAGUGUGUUUGCAUUAGGCUCGCUGCAGGGCAAGCUCGGUAAACUAAUGAAUGGCUCAGCGGGAAAUGGUGUUACACAGUGUAAAGCAAAACCUGCCACUUCAGAGCAGAAGUGUUCAAAGUUUUUGUUUAAUGUUAGCUCGACGGCAGACUUACUUUGGAGUAAAAAAUUUGGUGUAUUGCAUUUUGUUGCCUCCAAACCAAAGCUAUUAGAUUUUAGAGCUUUAACAUUGCCAAAUUUAAAAACUAUCCAAAAUAACAACUGUGCUCGGAACUGACAAAAGGUAGUAAAAUGUUAUCAGACAAACUAAAUACAUCAAUAAAUAAUACUAUAAGUUCAAUUAAAAUGGAGUGAAAAUGGAGCAUUUAGCUGGCAAGCUAAUGCUGAAAGCGUUAGCAAGUUAAUGCUGAUUAGAAGUUCACAGACACUAUGCUAAUAUGUUCAUAACAUCUAAAUCUUCAAGUGCAUUUCUCUUUGGAAAUAAGUUUUAGACUUUAUGGUGCCACCUUUCACAUUUGUAGGAUUUAAUGUCUUUUUGCUCACAAUGUCAAAAAACCUUUAAAGUAUUGUAAGUGGUGUUAGCUAGCUAACUUUCUUGGCGUUAGCUUGCCAGCUAAAAUGCUACUGUAGCUACUGUUACAAGAGUUUAUACAGUGAUCCAUAGUAUGUAGUAAAGUAUAUAGAUGAUUAACAUUAUGUGCACUGGAUGUUUUUUAUAAAGAAAGUUGGCUUUAGCUGGGUAGCUAACUGAAAAAGCUAGUGCUCAGUGUGUUUAUCUGCUAUAGUUUCAGGUAAGCUAGUUAGCACACAGUUCUCUCAGUAUCAAGUGUGCUAAGACCCAAAAAAUAGGUAAACUAAGGAGCUGUAAAAUAAAUGGAGCUAGUGAAAACUAAAAUUAAUUAAGUUUUAAUUUAUUUUAUUAAUUAAUAAUUUAAUACAUUAAGUUUUCAUUAAUUUUAUCAACUGAUUGGUUGUAAAUGUUGGUUGUUAAACAGCUUCUUUACAAACUGACGAAGUUAAAGGAAAAUUAUAAAGAUUUAUAUUUUGUUUUACCCUCCAUUUAAAUUAUUUAACUAACAGUAUUAUUUAUUGAUGUAUUCAGUUAUAUUUUUGGCUUGUCUGAUAACAUGUUACUGCCUUUUGUCAGUUUUUGCGCUCCAUACACAGUGACAUUUGUAGAGAAAUUACAUCCACUUUUGGCCCCUAACGAUAGUUGUGAGUAGAGUUGCUAUUAAACAGGGCAUCAGGCCACUUGACGUCUUUCCCGCCAAGCCGCCUGAGACUCGACAUUGAGUAGCUAUGAAAGGAAGCAGUCAUGAGAAGAUGAAAAGAUAGAUGGGUGGAGGUAAGAGGGAGAGAGAGAUGAGGUCUCCCAAAGACCAGAUGAGAUGUAAGCAGCAGAGAGAAGUUUAAAGACUUGAAAGAGUUCGAGAGGCGGAGGCUGGGAGGGAAACUCCCUCCUGGUUAUGAACAACUGUUACACUCUCUAAGCUUCAUACACGGGAUACACUCUCACUGAGCGGCACAGCUCCGCUUUUAGAUGCUCACACACUCCUAACAGGCACUGAGAGUGCGUACAAGACUCUAGAAGAAACCUCUCGCCUCUCCCAAGGAUUACAAUCAGGAAACAAUUUCCUGGAGUUAUCGUUGUUAUAAAUUGGAUCAAGAAAGACAUCUGGAACCCCAGAGACGUGUGGGUGGGAAGCGGUCUUGAAUGGAUGAAUAAGUACUCAAGGAUGACUGGAUAAAAGUUUCCAGCAGCGAUUGCUCCACAGAAGACAAUUCUCAUGAUGUAUCUGGACGAACGUUGACUCACUGCAAAGUGCGAUCUUUACUUCCUCGUGAGGUCAAGGAGGAUUGGGAGCAAACCUGAUGAGACAGCUCUUAAAUUUCUCUCUAAUCUCUGCGGCACCUGCUCAUCACUGAAAUUGCUUUCCAUCCUCCAAGUUUAUAACUUCAAAGCGCAGACCAAUCUUCCAUAGAGGCACUGUUUGUCUAUAUUCAAAACACACUCAGCUUGUAAUUAUGCCCUCACUCUCAUUAUCUCUGUUUCUUCUGCUGCACGACUAAGAGGUGAGGGAGAAGAGGAUCAGAGGGUGAGGAGUUUUUUUUUUUCUUCAAGAUUAGAGAAGGUAGAAGAGGGAGAGAGGAAGGCAAGGGGGGAGGGAGACAUAAACAGAGGCAGUUUAAGGCGGUAAACACGUACCGUCCAGAGCCAGCUCUCUUCUAAACACAUCAGGCAUAAAUCAGCAUUGCAUUUGUCUGUGGUGACUCUGAAACAGGAGGACAAACAGUCAGGGGACAAGCUGGAGCAAGUAGAAACACUGUGGUUGUCAGUCUGGAAACACUGGAGGGAAGAUAAACUGAAGUUAAGAAAUUUGUGCAGCUGAUUAUUUGUGAGACUAAAAAUCUUGAUUUGCAAGCAGUAGAAGAAGAAACAAGAGGAAACCACAGCCAUGGCCUCAGACGUCUCCCACAGCUUCUCUUGUCUUUGCAGCAAGAUGAAUCAGCAGCACACGAGCAAAAGCAGCAGCGGAGUCUUCCAGCAGCAACAGACCAGAUCCACCUCCAGACCCCACCAGCCUCUCCUCCACCCUAGGACCCUGCUCCUCCUGCCCCUGCUGCUCCUGCUCUUUCUCUCCCUGUGGAGCCAGCAGGCCGAGGCCGUGGUCCACUCCAGCUUCAGGCGGCUCAGUGGCCGCGAGAAGAAGGAGAUGCAGAAGGAGAUCCUGUCCAUCUUGGGUCUGCCAGGGCGACCCAGACCCCACCCGCCGCUACGGCCGCCCUCCUCUGCACCGCUCUUCAUGCUGGACCUGUACCACGCCAUGUCGGCUGAUGGAGAGGAUGAAGGGAAUGAAAUUAUUGUAAACGUCCCUGGCAUGGGGAAGUUUGGAGGGGCAGAAAGGUUGGCUCAGGUCAACCACGCAGCCCCGCCCACCCUCAGCACGCACACACCACCACUGGGCACGGUGGUCAGCGAGGCCGACACGGUGAUGAGCUUUGUCAACCUGGUGGAGCAGGAGCGUGACCUCCUGCAGCCUCGUCCGUACUGGAAGGAGUUUCGUUUCGAUCUGACGCCCCUCCCUCAGGGGGAGACGGUGACAGCAGCAGAGUUUCGUAUCUAUAAGACCCUGACGAUGGGCCAGAGGGCAAACCGAACACUGCACAUCUCCGUCUACGAGAUCCAACGAGAGAACAGACACAGAGAGCCAGAGCUGGUGCUGCUGGACAUGCAGUCGGUGCCUGCAGGACAGGAGGGCUGGCUGGCCUUCGACGUCACCUCGGCCUCCAACCACUGGCUCCUCCACCCCCGCAGCAACCUGGGCAUACGUCUCUAUGUGGAGACAGAGGAGGACCGCUCCCUGUCUGCAGGCUGGAUCGGGUUGGUGGGACGCAGGGGCCCUCGCUCCAAACAGCCCUUCAUGGUGACCUUCUUCAGGGAGAGUCAGGUCCCCUGUCGGCCGCCACGAGCUGUCAAGCCACAUCCCCGCAAGAAGAAACCCAAAUACGACCUCCCAGUCCCCAGCAUCCAUAAUCGGAGUCCUGCAAACAGUGGAGGUCAGCCCUGUAAAAAACAUGAACUCUACGUCAGCUUCAGUGACCUGGGAUGGAAGGACUGGGUUUUGGCCCCCACUGGAUAUUCAGCUUACUACUGUGACGGAGAGUGUUUUUAUCCUCUGGGCUCCUGCAUGAACGCCACAAACCACGCCCUCAUCCAACAAGUGGUCCACCUCCUGAAGCCUGACGAGGUUCCUAAGGCCUGUUGCGCCCCCACAAAGCUCAGCCCCAUCUCCGUCCUCUUCUAUGACGACAACAACAACGUCAUCCUCAAGAAACACCGUAACAUGGUGGUUAAGACCUGUGGGUGUCUAUGAAAGUUGAAAAGGUUCCACUUAGUAGCCUGGGACACUGAAGGGAGUCCAGUCCAAAACCAAACUAAUGUACCUGAAUAGUUUCCUCCAGACAUGAACUCUGCAGAAACCUUUGGCACCAGAUAUCUAAUUUAACAGGUCUGUGAUCAUGUGUUUGAGUGCUGAUUUAGGAUCAGUGACUUAAUUGUUUAUAAUCCAUUUUCCAAAUUCAAAGUUUUAAAAUUACAGCAUUUUAUGGGUCUUGGGUCUUUAUGUCCAAAUUGUCAGCUGGGCCUUGGCUCUCAAUAGCUGAAGGUUAUUCUGCUGAAAUGUGAGUCUAUAUGGAUAUACCUGAGAUGUACUGUCAUAAUAGUUAUGAACAUAAGUUUUUUUCCUUAAGUACAGUACCACCCUUUCAAGAGUACAAAUGUUAUUUCAAUACAUUACCUUUUCCCCAAACUGGGAUCUUUUUAUACCUUUCUUAACAGCAACAAACCAUGUGGAAUUUUACAAAUGGUUUCAGAUUUAGUUCAUGGACAGAUUUAAAUGGCAAAUGAUAUUGGAUGGCAGAACGUGCCACUAGUGAUGCCUGUUUUGUUUACAAGAAAUUAAAUGACAGCACUACUAUUGUUGCAACACAACGUCUAUAUGAAGAGAAAAUGUUAAAUUGUAUUGAAUUAAUUAAAAAUAUAUAUACACUUUCUCAUGUCAUUCUCUUAUGGUUAUAGGGACUGAAGAAAACUGGUAACUCAGUGUAAAUAAUACAAUCAAGUUUCAGUCCUGUUUCUCAACCUCAGUAAGUCAUAUUCCACAACUAAUUUACAUCACUCUUCAAUUUUGGUGGUAUGGUGUAUCACCAUAAGGAUUUCUGGAGUAAUGAAAUUUACAUUUAUUUUAGACUUGCUGCAAAUGUGCCAGAGUGAAAAGUUUAGUCGAUCAACAGAAAAAUAAUAGGCAACUAUUUUUAUAAUCGAUUACUCAUUCAAGUCAUUCGUCAAGAACAAAUGUCAACCAUCACCUAGUUCCAGUUUCUUUGUCUUCUGUGAUAUAAACUGAAUAUCUUUGGGUUUUGGACUGUUGGUUGAACAAAACAAUAAGACGUCACUGUGGGUUUUUAGAUUAUUGUCACAGGCUAUUUUCUUUUUUCUGACAUUUUAUAGACCAAAGGUGGGGUAUGCGAUUCUGGAGAAAUCCAAUACCAUGAAACACUACCAUGAUAUAGAGCGAACAAUGCACACAGCAAGUCAGCUAGGUUGUAGGUUAGCAUACUGUUCUACAGUCGCUGCUGCGAAGCUAACAGCCAGAGAGGAUGAGACGGUUUCCCAGAGCAGCACAGCAGCUGCAGACAGCGAUACUCACAACUCUCCUGCUACUAUAGCUAAUAUCACAACAACAGCAUAUCUUGGCAAACUAGAAAGUAAGCUGAAUGUCCGUGGGCAAGUCAUUUAAUGUUACCUGACACACAAAUCAUGUCUGGAAUAGUGAGGUGUGGCUCGGUCUGUUUAGCAUUUACAGAGCCAGCGCUGUGAGGAGAUAUUCGCAGAAUUUGACAAAGACGUGUAUCGGAUUCGAAUCGCAUACCCCACCUUGAAUUGAUGAAUCGUGUAAAUACGUUGCAGCCCUGUUGUGGAUACACACAUACUCUACAUCAAUCACCACAGCCACAUGGUACACCGUAAUGUAAUUAAUAACUGAGUCCAUGUGGGAAUCACAUCUUGUCAUGUACACACAAUCAGCUGAGAAGACCGGUCACAUUAAAUACAUUGUUCAAUUUAUUGAAAAGGGUAAAAAAAAAAAAAAAAAAAAAAAAAAAGUACAGCGAAAGCAAAUUAGUGAAGUUUUGCCUGCUAAUGAAUGAAGAACCAAAAAGAACGGGGAUUAAUCAUUUUGGCAGUUAAUGAACAAAUUUCUUUAGCUCUCAGUCCUUGGGCCGACUUACAAUUUCUUCAAUCAAUGAACAACCAAACUGACAACAGCCGAAAGUAUAAAUGUUAGAGUGGGGUUAGCCAAAAUAAUGGUAUCGAUUAGUUUUCAAAACAAAUCUUGUCCUGGUUUAACUCAAGUGGGACAAAGAUGAUGAUUUUAUUGCCAAGAUUAAGUUGGGAAACAUGGCCGAAGAGGACGACAUUAAAAUAAGUAGAUGGAUUUGCGGG
Molecule: messenger RNA, 7869 nt
Organism: Siniperca chuatsi (mandarin fish)
Lineage: Eukaryota; Metazoa; Chordata; Actinopteri; Centrarchiformes; Sinipercidae
Gene: bmp8a
Product: bone morphogenetic protein 8a
Exons: 7
Coding region: 4322-5740 (472 amino acids)
Biological process (GO): SMAD protein signal transduction
Cellular component (GO): extracellular region
Molecular function (GO): growth factor activity; cytokine activity
Source: RefSeq, a predicted model, not a curated record